GUUCGUCAUUGCGCAGCUGAGCAGGAGCAGAGACAGGUCCGUUCGUGGUUCUCGACCCGAGGCCGGAUGGUAAAAUCCAACCUCCAGCGAAUCCUAAAUAGUCAUUGUUUUGCUCGUGAAAAAGAAGGAAAAAAACAGCCCAUUGCUACCAUGGCCGAUCUUAGUAAUAAUAUCUGUGACAUGAUUGGGAACCUCUCCCUGCACUUUAGUAGUACCCGUGGCCCAGGGCCUCUGUGGUGCUCCGAUGCCCCUCUCCCACCCCUGAAGAUCCCAGGUGGGCGAGGGAAUGGCAUUUGGGAUCACACUCCUUCAGCUCAGCCACUCUACUCAGAUCGAAAGUUGACUGUCACUGAGGAGCCAGCAGGGAGCGGUCGCCCAAGGAUACUGCACUUCCAAAGUCGACCUAUUGUUACUAAGACAAUACAGUGGGAUGCUGUCCUGAGCAGCAGUGCACUCUAUGUGGAGAUUCCUCUUGACCCUCUUCCUGAAGGCAGCAAGGAGAGUUUUGCGGCUCUCCUGGAGUACGCUGAAGAACAUCUGAAAGUCAUUAGCGUGUUUGUCUGCUUUUACAAGAAUAGAGAUGAUCGUGCUAAACUUGUGCGUACCUUCAGUUUUCUUGGCUUUGAGAUUGUGAAACCAGGCCAUGCCCUUGUCCCACCUCGACCUGAUGUUUUUUUCAUGGCCUACAGCUUUGACAGGGACUCCUCGGAUGAAGAGUAACUGAUUGGAUGUCGAGUCCUGGUCACACACUUAUUCAAUUUUUCCUCAUCUCAGCUCUUUUCAGAGUACUCAAUGUUUUUUGGCACUAUUUUUCUGUUUGGCAUUUAAUUCCUGAGUUUGUCUUCAAGGGAAAACUUGGUGUUCUGUUAAUCCAUUUGCCCUUCUGUUUUAUUAUAACUUAAUCAUUAAAGAACCUUUGUCGUCA
Molecule: messenger RNA, 925 nt
Organism: Periophthalmus magnuspinnatus
Lineage: Eukaryota; Metazoa; Chordata; Actinopteri; Gobiiformes; Gobiidae
Gene: oaz1b
Product: ornithine decarboxylase antizyme 1b
Biological process (GO): positive regulation of protein catabolic process
Cellular component (GO): cytoplasm; nucleus
Molecular function (GO): ornithine decarboxylase inhibitor activity
Source: RefSeq, a predicted model, not a curated record